Molecule: messenger RNA, 687 nt
Organism: Drosophila yakuba
Lineage: Eukaryota; Metazoa; Arthropoda; Insecta; Diptera; Drosophilidae
Exons: 2
Coding region: 1-687 (228 amino acids)
Molecular function (GO): protein binding
Source: RefSeq, a predicted model, not a curated record
AUGGCGGAUGCUCAAGAAAGUAAGCCUAUUCAAUUGCUGGACUUGCCGGUUGAGAUACUAGAGAUGGUUUUGACCCAUUUGGACUUUAAGCGUCAUAAAUUGAUACGCGAAGUGUCCGAAGAAUUGCGACAGUUUAGCACUGCAUACAUAAUGCACCGACACAGGAGCUAUGAGGUGGCCCAUCGGGAACGUCCUGCGGAGAGUGCCCUCAAUCGGAAUAUAAGGAUCAUGCUGCAGAUCCUGCGCUCAACUUGCAGUUAUUUCCCCGAGGAAGAUACCGAGUCGGACUUCACUCUCUGUCUGCUAAACUUUCAGGAUAAGAAAUCCGAGUAUUUCCACACAGCUGAUCAUCUGAGCCAAUUUGUUGUUCAUUUCCUGCGCCGCAAGGAGCUGCCUUUCAACCAAUUUAAUUGGAUGGAACGACUUAAACUUAGACGAUUGCAUUAUGUAAUGACAGUUUUAGGUCUUGUGCGGCAAUUCGAAAACGUGAAAAUUGUGAAUGGAGCUACUUGGAGUAUCUUGCACAUGAGCCUGAUGGUUUCACUGCCCAACACCUCCAUCAGUCUCAUUGAGGAGCAGACCAACUGCAAUGUUGCGCAGUCGAACAGACGCAUCUCAUUUGUGGCCCUUCUUGCCGAGCUGCUCUUUUAUGAAAAGACCAAAACAAGAUAUGCCGUACCGGAGUAA